Molecule: messenger RNA, 6070 nt
Organism: Chilo suppressalis (striped riceborer)
Lineage: Eukaryota; Metazoa; Arthropoda; Insecta; Lepidoptera; Crambidae
Source: the annotation of a GenBank genome assembly
UAUCACUGCGUUUCGUACUCUUUGUUUUCGAAUUUGCCAAAAAUGACGGAGACAAUAAAUUAUUUUUUGUUUUGUCUCAUAAUAUGGAUGGUGAAGCGCGUGUGCUAUAAAAAAAUGUCCCGAAAUCUUUUCGCGUGCCGUGGAUGCCUCGCUACAGACACGAAGUUGUACGAUUUGUACGAAAAGCAACUGCUGGAUGUGUUCAGAGAUGUCGUUGGUAGCCCGUUUCAGGACAUCGAGUCGGACAGUCUACCAUCAUACAUCUGUUCCUGCUGCAAAGCGCUGCUUUUGAAAUAUACGACCUUCAGAAGCAGGUGCCGCCGCGCUCAGCAGGUGCUAGAAGAAGUGGAGUUUCACGGUGGUCAGUUGACGACAGACUUCAUAGCGUCCAUUGACCGUCCAUACUACGGCCUGAAUAUGAAUUUGACAACAUCAAACCCAGUCACCAUGGACAGCGAAGAUGUCGACAAUGAGACCGAAGUGGAAUAUAUAAACAGCUGCACCGAAGACAAGCCGUUCGUCAAACUCGUGUUCUUUGAAGAGUCCGAGCAAAACGACGAAAAUGUUCUACACAACGUCUGUGAUGAAUACGUGAUCGAAGACUUGGACAACAAUGAUCCAGAAUUCGAAAACAUGAAUCCUGAAGUUGUCGAACGCGCAAACGUUGACGAGGUCAAUUGCAACGCCCCAGAGUUCUGGUGCACCUACUGCGGGGAGUCGUUUUUGAACGACGUAGGUCUCCGGAAUCAUAAGAAGAAGACGCAUUUUGAUGUGCCGAUGAGGGAGUUUCUCUGUGACACCUGUGAGGUUCCCUUCUUGAAUGCGGAAGCUUUGAGAGAGCAUUGCAGUGGUUUAUGCACUCCAAAUCCUUGCGUGCAUUGCGGGAUGAGUUUCGAGAGUGAAUUGUAUCUGAAGUUCCACAUUCUACACGUGCAUAGGAAGGUUAAAAGGAACAUGUUGAAAUGUGAUGCUUGUUAUACGGAGUUUGUGAGUGCCAGAGCUCUGAGCACGCAUUUGAGUUUGACGCACAGUACCUGUAGGGGGUUGAGCUCUUGUGUCCAGUGUGGGAAGAGUUUUAUCACUCCAGGGCUGAUGAAGAAGCAUGUUGCUGAUAAGCAUGAGGGCAAAGAAUUUGUUUGUCAAAAGUGCGGCAAGACUUUCCCCACAGUACACACGUAUGGCAAACAUUACGAAUUAAUCCAUAUGAAACACAAGAAUCGCCGUCCCACUCGCCUCACCGGGCCCAAGAAAUGGGGCGUGGUGUCCGUCGCUGGGGCCACGCUUAUUGCUGGGUGCUCGGGCGAAGAUGACAGGAGCGAUGAAGCUGAUAGGGAGGACGGAAGCGUAGUGUGCGAGUUUUGCGGCAAAAUAUGUAUGAACAGCAGCCUCCUUGAAUACCAUCAACUAAUCCACACUAGAGAGAAACCAUACAAGUGUGUCAUCUGUCAAAAAGGGUUCACUACCCCCAUAUUGCUUAAGCAACACAUAAGGGUGCACACUGGGGAGAGGCCGCACAAGUGUGAAUACUGCCCGAAGAUGUUCAAGUCUAGAUCUGCCCUCAACAGGCACACAUUGAUACACACGGGGGAACGCAAUCACAUUUGCCAGCUUUGCGGCAAAGCAUUCAUCACAUCAACGAACGUGAAGACCCAUAUAAAGACUGUCCACAUGAAGAUUCCUUUGCCCCCGAGGGACCGGAGCCGAAGAUUAUACGUCCAGUGAGAGGGAAAGAGAUAGCAACCUGUUCACCAGCUCCCUCUAGAAGAUACCAUUGACCCUAUUGAACUUUCGCCAUCCAAUUCUAUUCUUCUCGACCGGUAGAUUAGUUUUUAAGAUAUUUUUUUAUUUUUUCUAGAAAAAUUUAACUCGUUCGAAGGCAUCAGGCCUGAAAUUAACCAGCAUUAUUUGUUAUUUUUAAGCAUUUAACUGCUAGAUGUUUAAAUCUAAAGCAAUUUCUGCUAGAAAAAAAUCCACACGAACCAGGUAGUAGACGGGACUCGAACCCGCACCCUUCGCUAUUCGGGCGAAUGCACUCAGGGUUGUGGUAGAGCAUAAUGGUAAGUGCAUUCGCACGGUUCGAGUCCCGUCUACUGCCUGGUCUGCGUGGAUUUUUUUCUAGCAAAAUUUUCUCUUUGCACCGGCAACUUUGGCUAGCCCGGACGCACGCACAAACCAUUAUGCCACCGAGAUGUUAAAAAUGUGAAGCCCUAGUACAUACAGGGCGUCGCACGGGUUUGUAACACGGAGGGCAAGUAAUAAUAAUAAUAAUAUAGCCUCUUUAUUUCCAUAACGAACAAGUAAUAAAUAUCAUAGAACUAUUCAUAAGUAUAUGCAUGAAAUAAUAAUGUAUUGAAACAAUUAAUACUAUAAAUUAGAUUACAAUUAGCAUUUUAAAAUUUUCAUUUCAUACAAUUGUCAAGUAAUAAUAAUAAUAAUAAACGAGCCACGAGGUAACCGCUUUGUGGGAUGUGGAUUCGACGAUCAUUGUCCCUAUAGUCGUUAGCGUAAACGGUCUCAUAGCGAAGAGUCUCGACCAACAUCUAAAGAGCCUCUCGCUAGAUGGUUGGGUCAAGGGGCAGAUGCAAAAGGCAGUACUCCUGGACACGGCGCUCAUCGUCAGGCGGUUUCUUUCUCUGCGGCCCUAACCACCGGUAGCUUGGGCCUCGCUCCGCUGCUGGUGGCCUUCUAGGUUAGGUUUUUUAUACUAUAUUUAUUUUUGUAUUUACGUGUUUGUAUUUUACUUUUAUAUCUAUUUUAUAAAAAACCUAACUUGUGAAAUGAAAUAAAUGAGAGUAUAAUAAUAAUGAAAUUCAAAUUCUAAAUGAUAAUUAAAUGUCAAAGUAAUUAAUAAUUGCAUGUCAUUAUGGACCCUCAACGAGUAAAGGCCUCCUCCAUUUUGUUCCACGUCUGUCUUUCCUCUUCAGUCAGUCCUUAGCUUUUGUAAUCCAAUUUUCACCAGCCUUUCUUAUUACUUCAUUAACCCACUUUUCUUUCGGUCUACCUCUUUACCUUUUAUUUGUAAGUCCCUGCCAACUAGUCACUCUGUGUGUCCAUUUUUCCCCAUCCAUUCGUGCAAUCUGACCCGCCCUGCCUGCGGAGGGAAAUUAGGCGUUUAGCAGACGACGGGGCGGGGCGGGCUGGUCAAUUUCGCCGCGAAUAAUAGCACAAAGUGAAUCCUAUACUUCAAACGCACACAGAGGGCAAAAAGACCGCGCCUUGGGUGCCCGGCGGGCAGUGGCGGCGCGGCAUGUCUGCGGCUGCCCGCCGUGGAUCAUACAAACCAGUUUAUAUGCAGUAACGCAAACGGCGGCGCGGGGCGGGGCGGUCAGCUCAGUCCGCGCCACGCGCUUAUUAGUGAUGGACUAUUUAGGGAUGUCGAAAGUUGAAAAAAAUAUCGAUAUAUCGAUACAUCGAUAUUUUAAAAAAUAUCAAUAUCGGCUUCGAUAUAUCGCGAAAAAAACAUCGAUAUAUCGAUAUAUCGGACCAAUUUUCCUAAAAAUAUCGUACAGUAGCUCACGAAAUAUGACACGCGGAAUAAUAAUGGAACGAAAAUUUUCUCCCUAAAAAUAGACCCUAUUUUCCAAUGAUGACAUAGACAAUACUAAAUACAGCACAGAUCAUAGAUAUAUUGAAUAUCAUUAAUCUGAGAUCCAGUUACGAUUUUUCCAGAUACGAAUUUAGUUAGAUCGUGAUAUGCCGCUAACAAUAAAAAAAAAUAUCGUUUUUGAUACGAUAUUGGUUAUUUUGUAUCGAUGUAUCGAUAUAUCGAAUCAAAAUAUAUCAGCAAAAAAUAUCGAUAUAUCGAACAAAAAAUAUCGAUAUAUCGAUACAUCGAUAUGUUUUCAACAAGCCUAGGACUAUUCACUAGAACGAACGUCCUGAACUGACCGCCUCUGCCCGUCGUGUGCUUUGUGUACGCGGCGCGGGCAGCCGCGGGACAUCGACGGGCAGACGCGGUCUUUAUUGCUUCGCGGACAAAAUGCCCGCCCCGCCCCGUCGUCUGCUCAACGCCUUAUAAUACAUUACUCGCAAUUAAAAUCUUCAAGAUGCUGUAGAUGGAAAAGUCUUAAAGAUGGUAUAUAUCUGGCUCUUUGUCAAAAUGUAACUACUGCAUCCUGGUUUGGGGAGGCUCUAGUUCUUUAACAUUACUUCCACUCGAGAGAGCACAGAGAGCGCUUUUAAAGGUGGCACUCCGAAAACCUAUGCUUUUUUCAAAUGAUGCUCUUUACACAGAAGCUAAGGUCCUAAGCGGCAGAAGACUUUACUUCGUGAGAGUAGCUGUUUCGGUCCACAAGACUGUAAUGAGGGCUAUCGCGUAUGAAUCCGCCGCUAGAGGCGCUAGUGUAGCGUGAGGUCUCCGAAAUGUCAAAUGUUAUUGCUUGUUGGUUGACUACGCGUGUUUAUUUCUAAUUAAAAUAAUGUUGUGAAUAAUUGGUAACAAUUCGGCUUAAUUAUGGCAAAUAUGAGUUACGUGGCAAUGAAUGUCAGUUAUUAAAAAUUUGAGCUUAGAAAAAUGAUUAUGUUCUCAUUUUUUCCGAAUAAAACGGAACUGUGCGUCACUGUGGCAUGGCCUAUUAUGUUUAGGAUAUGGUUCUUUUGUGUUAAAAUACGAUCUAAAUGUAACCUUUGAUUUCAUGUGCGUAUUAAUAAACUUUAAAACGUUACAAUUUAGGACGUCACUCAACAGUGGCGCCAUCUGGUGAGACAGAAAACGGUAGCCCUCAUUGUGUCCAACGGGUAUAAAAAUUUGGUUAAUAAACGUAUUUAUAAACUACCCAAUAUCACAACGUGCACAUAUUUUGCAAAGCGGUUCGGUUCUAUCCUUCUUCCAUUUAUUUAUAAUAAAUAAGCAAUCAUUUGUCAGCUAAAAAAGUGUACCUACUGUGAAUAAAACACCUCGUCUUGUGUCCAUAGCUGUAAUGAAUUUGACAUGCAAAGAAUUUGAAAACGUAAUGGAUAUUAUCAUAUGAAAUUAUUCUUUAAAACGUGAAACACACACACACCACACAUACGCACACGCACGCACACAUACAUACACACACACGCGCUCACACACACAAACUAAAUUUAUGUAGGUAUUUAUGUAAAUGUAUUCUGUAAAUCAACUCUGCUUUCCUAUUUAGUCACAUUUAUUUAAUGUAUAUCAAAACUCCUUCCCCACAGGACAGGCUAAGCCUAGUGUGGGGGCUAGACUUCUGUAAAAUUGUUGUGAAAUUUGGAUAUAAAUCAUUAUUAUCAUUUGUAAUCGCGCGCUCCAUCUAAGGAAUUUUAAGCGAACUAUUUUAAAGGUUAGAUUAUUUUAAGCACGCAUGCUUAUUGUGCUAGUCUUGAUAAAAAAAGCACUGUCGUUAUCGUAUAAGAAAAUGCUUAAUUUCUCGAUAGACGGCAGCACUAAAACCAAUUAAAUAAAAAACAAAUGAAUUACAGAUAAUUUUAUAUAGUCAUGGCCCAAUCUCCCUAUUCCAUCCGUAGGGAAGGCCUGUGCCCCAGCAGUGGGGACAUUAAUAGGCUGAUGAUGAUUAUACUUUUGAUUUAAGCAUCAAACUGCUAGAUUUUAAAAUAUCAAAACUAAAAAAGUAUAAUUAGAAAAAAAUCAUUCGCCCGGAUUGCGAAGGGUGUGGGUUCGAGUCCCGUCUGCUGCGUGGUCCGCGUGGAUUUUUUUCUAGUUAUAUUUUCUUUAGAUUUAAACAUCAAGCAGUUACAUGCUUUAAAAAAUUAAAAAUAUCAAGACUAUUUUUACAAUAAAAGCCUGAUGCCUUUUACUUUGCUACGAGUUGAAAUUUUCCUAGUUUAAAAUGAAAAAUCUAGCAUUUAAGUCAAAAAUGCCUAAAUAAAAGUGUAAUUAAAUAAUGACUUAUUUUUAACGAUGUGGCAGAGUUAUAUAUCGUCAUUGUACAGUGAACACCCAGUAAAUUUAAAUUAGUUGAUGGUACAAAAUCAACUCUGUUUUUCAUCUCCAUAAAGUCGAUUUCAUAUUAUCAUCUAAUGUUGAUUUACUGGGUUUCUCUGUAGGACAAAGAUAUAGAACCUUGUUGUAAACUUCAGAGUUGACAACAAGGUUGGAUCAGCC